This is a messenger RNA of Debaryomyces hansenii CBS767, 1614 nucleotides long. RefSeq lists its product as uncharacterized. Gene Ontology annotation, biological process: transmembrane transport. Lineage: Eukaryota; Fungi; Ascomycota; Pichiomycetes; Serinales; Debaryomycetaceae. The transcript has a single exon. Bases 1 to 1614 code for a protein of 537 amino acids. Gene Ontology annotation, molecular function: transmembrane transporter activity. The record is from RefSeq and is a predicted model, not a curated record. Gene Ontology annotation, cellular component: membrane.
AUGCCUGAAACAGCGCAAAAAUCUUUUGACAUCAAAGAGAAUGAUGUUAAAAAUAACAACUACGAUCUGGUUGAGUCAUCACCUAAGAAAACCACUGAAAUAGUUAAUGAAAGAGGUAUUGCUCCUUCUGAUUCGAAUGAUGAUGAUGAUACACCGUACAUUGACUUAAGUUUAAACUUAUCCGAGGAAGAGAAAUUUUAUAGAAAAAAUUCAAAAUGGUACAAGUUGAAGUUAUUUUUAUGGGAUUCUGUUGACAAACAUCCAACGGAAAAGAAGUUCUUGAUGAAAUUGGAUUUCUUCUUGAUAAGUUCUUCCAUGUUGGGCUAUUUUAUCAAGCAGUUGAAUGCCUCUAAUGUUAAGACAGCGUAUAUUAAUGGUAUGGAUGAAUAUUAUAAUAUGAAUCAGAAUCAAUAUAACUACCUUAAUACUUUGUGGACAGUGGGCUAUAUUAUUGGACAAAUCCCAUCGAAUUUAAUUCUUCAUCGCAUCAGUGCUCGUUAUUACUUGGGUGGUUUAGAAAUUAUUUGGGCUAUUUUAACGGUUUUGAUGAUUACUUGUAAGUCUUUGAAUGGAUUAUAUGCUAUUAGGUUUUUUGUAGGUCUAACUGAAUCUGGUUAUUUCCCUGGUUUGGAAUACUUAGUUGGUUCAUGGUACGGUAAAGAAGAAUUGAGUAAACGUUCAACUUUUUUUGCUGUUGCUGGAGUUGCCUCUGGAUUGGUUUCUGGUCCUUUACAAAGUACCAUUUUGAAUAACUUUUCAGCUAGUAGCUUGCCUCCUUUCAAAUGGAUGUUCGUAUUUGAUGCAGUAAUUUCCUUCCCGAUUGGAAUAUAUACAAUGUUUGUCGAUCCUAAUACACCUUCAACCACAAAUGCAUGGUACUGGACAAAUGAUGAUAAAUUAGUUGCCUUGGAAAGAAGAAGAAGAAUCGGAGCACAGCUUAAUACCCGUGGAAAAUAUACUUGGAAAAAGGUUAAAAGUUUCUUUAAUACUUGGCACAUAUACGUCUUUCCAUUAGUAUUCCUUGCUUAUAAUAACAGUUGUGCUGCGAUAGGUCAGCCUACUUUCGAAGGGUGGAUGAAAUUAGCCUUAAAAGAACCUCAAGAGGUAUAUAAUCGAAUGCCUGCAGUUAUUUCGGGUGUCGGUAUCGCAGUUGCUAUUAUAAUAUCAUAUUUUGCAGAUUUCAUUGGAGGUAAAAAGAACCAUUAUUUCGUUUUUGCCUAUUUUUUUUGUUUAUUAAUUGGGUGUUCUUUGCUUUCGGGCUGGUAUAUUCCACGAGGACUUCAUUGGUUUAGUUAUUUUUUGGUAGGAGUGCCCACGUCUUGGGGACAGCCUCAGAUUUUUUCUUGGGUUAAUAGAUUAUUAUUUGAAGAUGAUAUGAAGAGAAAUUUUGUUGUUGUAUGUACAAAUACACUAGCUUAUGUUACCGGUGCAUUUGUCCCCAUAUUCGUGUGGAAUACCAAUGACAGUCCCAGAUAUUUUAUUGGAUUUACAUAUACUGCGUGUUUAAGUGCUUUUGGGUUAGUAAUGACCGGUAUUGCGGUCCAUUUUAUCCGAAGGGAUGAAAAAAUCAAAGAAAGGUAUGCUAUUGAUGACCUUGAUAUGGUUCUUGAUUAA